AGCUGAUUAAUACACAAAAAUGCCAUCAUAAAUUUAAAUGCUUGCACACAUUAUUUCACAAUGCUUUAAAUUGUCCAUCAAAAUUUAUCAUGUACUCCUUUAUCUUUCUAAUUGUAAGCUUAAUCAACUCCCUUGAUCAGUGUUUUGGUUCUUCACCAUCUCUUCCGCCGGGGAAACCUAGUAGUGGUGAUAUCCUCUUCUCAGCACCCCUCAUCCAUCGUAGCUCACCAGAAUCUCCCUUCUAUGACCCAGACUACACGCGAGCAAAACACAUACAAGAUGGAGUCAUCACCUCUGUAGCAAGAAGCCGCUACUUCAGCCAACUCAGUGCGCUGGCAAAAGACUAUGUCGCGGCCCCACUUUCUGGGUGGAACUUGCUCAUGAAGUACACUCUGGGAACACCAGCAGUCACUAGUUAUGGUAUCUUUGACACUGGAAGCAGCUUUACCUGGAUCCAGUGUCGUCCAUGUGUUCAUUGCUAUAAGCAAGGAAAUUACACGGUUUUUAACCCACAAAACUCGUCUACAUACCGACAAGUCCAAUGUACAGAUCAAGAGUAUUGUUCCAUGGCACCAGGGCAUACAUGUGGGAGCAAUAACUCUGAAGACCCUGAUUUCCCCUUCUGUGUCUAUCAUACUUCCUACAGGGACAAAUCAUCAAGAGGGGUAGUCUCGACAGAAACCCUAACUCUAUCAGCCGAGAAUACCUCAAGGACUAUGGACAACAUGGUUUUUGGUUGCGGUCAUGACAACCAUGAUGUAAGCCAUAGUCCUGGAAUUGUAGGGGUAGGCAACCAGAGUGCCUCCCUCGUCCGUCAAUUAACUGUCUCUCACUUCUCCCACUAUGUCUUCGCCAAUGGGACCCACAUCCGGGGGGUAGCCCACUUUGGGCCCGGAGCAUUCACGUCAGACGUUGGGAUGACAACACCCCUUUUGCCUAACGGUUAUGGGGUCUAUUACCUAAACCUCACAGGGAUCAGUGUGGAUGGGUCAGAAGUGAACCUUCCAGCAGGGAUUUUCGAGAAAUCUAAAGAUGAGAACGGAACAGAUGUUGGAUUUAUCAUAGACUCAGGAGCCUCAUAUACAAUGCUACGAGGUGAAGCUUUUGACAUCUUGGUGAGUGUUAUCAUGGAUGUUAUGUCUGAGUAUACCCCGGAAAGCACUGAGCAUUUCGAGUUAUGCUACAGGGAUAUUAGUGAUGCUCCAGAGGUGGUGUUCCACUUCAAUGGCCUAGACUACAUGUUAUGUGAUGCAAAUUUAUGGAUAAGACACUCUGGGUUAUAUUGUCUGGCUAUGAUCAGGCUCAAAGAAAGUGAGGGUAAGGUGUCGAUAUUAGGAUUUCACCAGCAAAGGAAUGUUCAUAUUGGGUAUGAUCUGGAAAACAACUUGCUAAGUUUAGUCUAUUCAGGAGCUUGUCCUGAUGACGCUGUCGAUUUUCUGGAAGGGUAAAGGCAGCAUGCACUAUUCUUCAACUAUACAUUGCAUCUACAUAUAUAUAGCACUCCAUGGACAACAAAUCAGAACUAAAAGCAGAAAAUUCAAGGGUAACUGGGUAAGCCAGAUCCUUGAUCUCAAUGUCUCACAUUUAGGGGGGGGUGUUGGUAUAAAUACUGAUGUAAAUAACUGAAGUCCUCUAAAUAUUCAGGGGAAAUCAGAAUCUUAUGCUAGAAGUCACUAAAAAUAAUGGUAAAAACUUAUCUAUUUGUCUAAACUGAUCAA
Molecule: messenger RNA, 1718 nt
Organism: Spinacia oleracea (spinach)
Lineage: Eukaryota; Viridiplantae; Streptophyta; Magnoliopsida; Caryophyllales; Amaranthaceae
Product: aspartic proteinase CDR1-like
Exons: 1
Coding region: 90-1448 (452 amino acids)
Biological process (GO): proteolysis
Cellular component (GO): extracellular region
Molecular function (GO): aspartic-type endopeptidase activity
Source: RefSeq, a predicted model, not a curated record